AUGGAGAUGUCACCCUCCAUAUCUGGCAUAAGGGAAACAGGUGUUACUUUCAACAAAUUUUGUAUAAUGCAAAAAAUGACUUUGAUAUCGGAUGGAUGUGGAUAUCAAAACCGAAACCGAGUUGUGAACAGUGUUUUAAGAGAUUUUGCUGUUCAGCAUAAUGUCACCAUAGAGCAGAUUUACCUUACUAAGGGCCACACAAUGAUGGAAGUGGAUAGUGUUCACGCUACCUUAGAACAACUUUUUUAUCCUCCUAUUAAUUCAUCCAGCGAUUAUAUAGCUAAAAUGAGAUCAGCUAGACUUAAACAACCCAAUGAGGUUAAGCCCAGAAGGAAUUAUAUGGUACAAGACAGGGGAAGGUUAACACAAAUUUAUGACAAACCACUGCCUAUAUCAGAAUCUAAAUUUAAAGAUCCUCAGAACUUAAAAUCGGCUAUUGAAAAAGAGCACCAUGCUUUCUAUGAUAAGUUGUCAUUUAAACCUGUCAAAAAGACCAACGAUAAGCUAUUUAGUGAAAAUGCAGCCGAAAACCACGAUAAAAACUCGAGGAAAAAACUGAAAAUAAAAGUUCUAAAAAAACAACCCGGCAACAAGAAACCAACUGAAAAGUCACAAAAAAGAUAA
Molecule: messenger RNA, 624 nt
Organism: Psylliodes chrysocephalus
Lineage: Eukaryota; Metazoa; Arthropoda; Insecta; Coleoptera; Chrysomelidae
Source: the annotation of a GenBank genome assembly